UUCUUACUCACUCUCUGGAUUUAGGAAAGGCACGCUCAACACGUGGGCGCCGAUUUAUAAAGAAAUUAUAAUCAUUUUCGCUUUGGAAACGUGAUUAGUGCGAUAAGUUAUUGUUGUAUCCGACCCGAAAGAUGUCGCAUCGCGUGUUGGUCAUUGGCAGCGGCGGCCGGGAGCACGCCAUUUGCUGGAAACUCUCCCAGUCCCCAAAGGUGGCCCAGAUCUUUGCCCUGCCCGGGAGCUACGGCAUUCAACAGGUCGCCAAGUGCCAGAACCUGGAUGCCAAGACCCUGGAUCCAAAGGAUUUUGAGGCCAUUGCCAAGUGGAGCAAGGACAACAAGAUCACCUUGGUAGUUGUGGGCCCCGAGGAUCCUUUGGCUCUGGGCUUGGGCGAUGUCUUGCAGAAGGAGGGUGUGGCAUGCUUUGGACCUGGCAAGCAAGGUGCCCAAAUCGAGGCUGAUAAGAAGUGGGCCAAGGACUUUAUGCUGCGCCAUGGUAUUCCCACCGCACGUUACGAGAGCUUUACGGAUACGGACAAGGCCAAGGCUUUCAUAAGAAAUGCUCCCUACCAAGCUUUGGUGGUCAAAGCAGCCGGGUUGGCCGCCGGAAAGGGUGUGGUGGUGGCCGCCAAUGUGGAGGAAGCCUGCCAAGCCGUCGACGAAAUUCUGGGAGACCUCAAAUACGGCCAAGCUGGAGCCACGCUUGUGGUUGAGGAGCUGCUGGAGGGCGAGGAGAUCUCCGUGCUGGCUUUCACGGAUGGCAAGAGCGUACGUCCCAUGCUCCCAGCCCAGGAUCACAAGCGUCUGGGUAAUGGAGACUCCGGACCGAACACCGGAGGAAUGGGCGCCUACUGUCCAUGUCCGUUGAUCAGCCAGCCUGCUCUGGAACUGGUCCAACGGGCUGUUCUGGAGAGGGCUGUCCAGGGUCUGAUCAAGGAGAGGAUUAACUAUCAGGGCGUCCUCUACGCGGGACUCAUGCUAACACGCGAUGGUCCCCGUGUUUUGGAGUUCAACUGUCGGUUUGGUGACCCGGAGACUCAGGUCAUCCUGCCCCUACUCGAAACAGAUCUAUUCGAAGUCAUGGAGUCCUGCUGCAGUGGCCAGCUGGAGAAGCUAUCUUUGCAAUGGCGCAGUGGAGUCAGUGCUGUGGGUGUGAUUUUGGCCAGUGCUGGUUAUCCGGAGACUUCUACCAAGGGUUGUGUUAUAACGGGACUUCCUGCUGAAAAUACUCCUACACAGCUGGUAUUCCACAGUGGCCUGGCCGUCAAUGAGAAAAAAGAGGCCCUGACCAAUGGAGGACGUGUUCUGAUCGCUAUUGCCUUGGACGGAAGCCUGAAGGAGGCUGCUGCCAAGGCCACUAAACUGGCCGGCAGUAUCAGCUUCUCCGGCACAGGAGCUCAGUACAGAACGGACAUUGCCCAGAAGGCUUUCAAAAUAGCCAAAACCAAUGCUCCGGGCUUGAGCUACAAGGACAGCGGGGUGGACAUCGAUGCCGGGGAUGCUCUGGUCCAGCGCAUCAAGCCCCUGUCGCGCGGCACCCAGAGACCUGGCGUCCUCGGGGGUCUUGGUGGUUUUGGAGGGUUGUUCCGCCUGAAGGAGCUUAGCUACAAGGAGCCCAUUAUCGCCGAGGCUACUCAGGGAGUAGGUGCCAAGAUUCAACUGGCACUGCAACAUGAACUCUACGAGAACGUGGGCUAUGAUCUGUUCGCCUUGACGGCCAACGAUCUGCUGGAGGUGGGAGCUGAGCCAGUGGCUUUCCUGGACUACAUAGCCUGUGGCAAAUUGCUCGUUCCUUUGGCCGCCCAACUGGUUAAGGGAAUGGCCGACGGAUGCCGGGAUGCCCGGUGUGCUUUAGUAGGUUCGUUGGUACCUUAUAAGAUUUUAAUACCUGUUAUUAAAACCAAUUGCUCCCCAGGUGGCGAGACAGCAGAGAUGCCUUCUCUUUACGCUCCAGGACAGCAUGACAUGGCUGGCUACUGCGUGGGAAUCGUGGAGCAGUCACGGAUUCUACCCCGUUAUGAUCUGUACCAGCCGGGGGAUCUGCUCAUCGGUCUUCCAUCGUCUGGCCUCCACUGCGCCGGCUUCAACGAGAUACUAACCCAGUUAACCGCCGCCAAAGUGAAUCUCAAGGAACUCUCUCCUGUCGAAGGUGGAGAGGACGGCCUUUCCCUAGCUCAAGUCCUUGGCACGCCCACCCGAUUGUAUGUAAAGGAGUUGUUGCCACACCUACAGAAGGGAGGCGAGAUUAAGUCAUUGGUGCAAGUGACACAUGGUCUUAUCAAGGACGUGCAGCGCCUCUUGCCUGAAGGAUACGAGACAACACUGGACUUUGGUGCAGUUCCAGUGCCAAAGAUCUUUGGUUGGCUGGCCGGAAAAUUAAAACUAAGUGCCCAGACCUUGCUGGAGAGGCACAACUGUGGCAUAGGCAUGGUGCUUAUCCUUCCACAAACCAGUCAGCUAUGGAGGACAUCCCUGCCGGGAGCCAAGGUACUGGGUAUUCUCCAGAAGCGGGCAAAAACCGCUUCCAGUGGCUCACCAGUGCAGGUUAAAAACUUUGUGGAGCAAAUACAGUCGGUGGCCACCAAAUUCGGCGGUCCCGGUGAACGAAUACUGCCAGAGGAACUGAAAGAGCUAUCGGCGAAGAGCUCCCCAACUACUCCUCGCGCAGAGUGCUUUGAGAAUGCCGCAGGACGAAGACUAACUCGCAUUCCAGAUAACUACAAAGAUCCCAUUCUCAUCCUGGGCACUGACGGCGUUGGAACAAAACUGAAAAUAGCCCAACAAACUAAUAGAAACUCGAGCGUAGGUAUCGAUCUGGUGGCCAUGUGUGUUAACGAUAUCCUCUGCAACGGAGCCGAGCCCCUCAGUUUCUCCAGCUACUAUGCUUGCGGUCAGUGGCAGGAGGAAUUGGCAAUAGAAGUGGAUGCCGGAGUCCAGGAGGGCUCCCGUCAGGCUAAUAGCAGCUUUAUCAGUUCCCACAGCGCAGCCUUACCUCUUCUCUAUGAGCCAAAGGUUUAUGACUUGGCCGGUUUUGCUCUGGGUAUUGCGGAACGCUCCGGAAUCCUGCCCCUCUUGGAUGCCAUUCAACCGGGAGACGUGCUCAUCGGGUUGCCUUCCUCAGGAGUACACAGCAACGGCUUCAGUCUGGUCCAUGCGGUUCUCAAACGCGCUGGUUUGGGACUCAACGACAAGGCGCCUUUCAGCGUGAAAACUCUGGGAGAGGAAUUGCUGGUGCCCACCAAGAUCUAUGUCCAGGCCCUUGUCGCACUGCUCACACGCCCAAAUCACGGCAUCAAGGCACUGGCUCACAUAACCGGCGGAGGACUUAGUGAGAAUAUUCCAAGGGUUUUGCGAAAGGAUCUGGCUGUUCGGCUGGAUGCCAACAAGUUCCAAUUGCCGCCUGUAUUUGCCUGGCUGGCCGCAGCCGGAAACAUCAGUUCCACAGAGCUGCAACGCACUUACAACUGUGGUUUGGGCCUGGUCCUAGUGGUGGCUCCCACCGAGGUGGAGAAGGUUCUCAAUGAGUUGAGGUAUCCUCAGCGUGCCGCCGUCGUAGGAGAAGUGGUUGCCCGAAAAGAUCCCAAGAAGCCACAGGUCGUGGUGCAGAAUUUCGAGGCUUCAGUGACGAGGACCCAGAAGCUUUUGUCCACACCAAGGAAGCGAGUGGCCGUGCUUAUCUCGGGAACCGGCAGCAACCUCCAGGCACUCAUUGAUGCCACGCGGGACUCAGCCCAGGGAGUCCACGCCGACGUAGUUCUAGUGAUUAGCAACAAACCUGGUGUUCUUGGACUAGAGCGUGCCGCCAAGGCGGGCAUACCUUCGCUGGUCGUUUCCCACAAGGACUUUGCCAACCGCGAGGUCUACGAUGCUGAGCUUACGCGAAAUCUGAAGGGAGCCCGCGUGGAUCUCGUUUGUCUGGCCGGUUUUAUGCGAAUCCUGAGCUCUCCGUUUGUCAAAGAAUGGCGUGGCCGUCUCAUCAACAUUCAUCCAUCCUUACUGCCAAAAUACCCCGGUCUUCAUGUCCAGAAACAGGCUCUGGAGGCGGGUGAAAAGGAAUCUGGCUGCACUGUUCACUUUGUGGACGAGGGCGUUGACACUGGCGCCAUUCUCGUCCAGGCUUCGGUACCCAUUUUGCCCGGCGACAAUGAGGAAGCCUUGACGCAACGGAUCCACAAAGCCGAGCACUGGGCAUUCCCGAGAGCUCUGGCACUGUUGGCCAAUGGCUCAGUUCGCCUGAGUCCAGAGGGAAAGUGUCUCGGCAAAGAUGGCCAGUAAAUCCGUUUAGUU
Messenger RNA from Drosophila bipectinata, 4283 nucleotides. NCBI's taxonomy places the organism in Eukaryota, Metazoa, Arthropoda, Insecta, Diptera, Drosophilidae. The record is from RefSeq and is a predicted model, not a curated record.